AUAGAGUUUCAAACAAUCCCUUUCCCUUUCACUAUAAGAAUCCCUCAAUCCCACCAUUUUCCGCUUUCAUCAUUCCUCUCUCCAUCACUCCACACUCUCACUUGUUUCUCUCUCUAAAAUCUAAAAUCUAAAUCUCUCCUUUUUUGGAUCUGGAAUAAUUGAGUGCUGAAUUCGGCAACGGGAUGGCCAAUUGAUUGAAACUGGGAUGGGGAAAACCGGUAGGGAUUGGACUCAGAUCUACGCGAUCUACGGCGUCGACGACUGGCAGACGCCGCUCUUCCUCCUCGUGAACGCGGUCGGCUUCGCGGCGCUCUCCGUCGUCUUCCUUCUCUACUUCGAGCCAAUCUGCGUGCUCCUCCAGCACCAGCACUUCUUCCCGGGCCCCGCCGCGGCCAGAUUCGCCGCCGGAUUCACCGGCUCCGUCACGGCGCUCUCCGCCGUGUGCCUCCUCUUCGCCGCCGCGAACUUCCUCUACUCCGCCGUGGGGCUCCACUGGGAGAUGUCGCAGCGCAUCGUCUCCUCCGUCCCGGACUGGUCCUCCGUCCGCCACGCCCUCGACCUCGGCUGCGGCCGCGGCAUCCUCCUCAACGCCGUCGCCCUCCAGCUCAAGAAAUCCGGAUCCUCCGGCCACGUCGUCGGCCUCAGCCCGGCCCGGUCGGAGGCCCGAAGCGGCGCUCUCAUCCCCAACCACACACUCCGGACCGCCGGCCUCGAGGGCGUCCAGGAAUACGUCACUUGCCGGCCCGGAGAUCCGCGGACGCUGCCGUUCAGCGACAGUUACUUCGACGUGGUGGUGUCAGCAGCGUUCGUGCACAAGGUGGGGAAGGAAUUCGGGCAGAAGACGGCGGCAGCAGCGGCGGAGAGGAUGAGGGUGCUGGGGGAGUUGGUGAGGGUGUUGAAGCCAGGUGGAGUGGGAGUGGUUUGGGAUCUAGUGCACGCAGAGGAGUACGUGCAGAGGCUGAGUGAGCUGAAGAUGGACGAGAUAAGGCUGUCGGAGGGGGUCACAGCGUUUAUGGCCACUAGCCACAUCGUCUCCUUCCGUAAGCCACCUCAGCAUUUUGUGGGGUCCGCUGAAGUUAGGCUUGAUUGGAGAUUCAACAACCUCUCUUGAAAAUUGAAAAUUGAAAUCAAAUCAUUUCUCUUUUCAAUUACAUUAAUUACUACUCUACCAUCAUUAUACUACUACUAAUUAGUCCAUAAUUAUAGGUAAUAGAAAUAUAGUCAUCUUCUCAACUUUACAAUUUGGAAACUGUCUGGUGAAACUAAGUCGAACCAGACCACAGAGAAAUUUCCCCUUGCGAAUUGUAAAAUGUUGUUCCUUUUUUAAAAUGAAAUAAAUUGUUACUUUUAA
Messenger RNA from Salvia hispanica, 1351 nucleotides. RefSeq names its product S-adenosyl-L-methionine-dependent methyltransferases superfamily protein. Lineage: Eukaryota; Viridiplantae; Streptophyta; Magnoliopsida; Lamiales; Lamiaceae. Gene Ontology annotation, molecular function: S-adenosylmethionine-dependent methyltransferase activity. The record is from RefSeq and is a predicted model, not a curated record.